Penicillium longicatenatum is the source of this 1650-nucleotide messenger RNA. RefSeq lists its product as uncharacterized. Lineage: Eukaryota; Fungi; Ascomycota; Eurotiomycetes; Eurotiales; Aspergillaceae. Gene Ontology annotation, biological process: nucleoside metabolic process. The coding region runs from base 1 to 1650 and encodes 549 amino acids. Gene Ontology annotation, molecular function: catalytic activity. The record is from RefSeq and is a predicted model, not a curated record. The transcript has a single exon.
AUGGCAACCGCAGCCACCUCAUCGAGGGUCCUCAAGGCUCCUCCUACACCCAAAGAAUUUAUGAUCGGCUGGAUAUGUGUUCUCAAAGAAGAAUACCGUGCAGCUGUGACAAUCCUGGACGAGAGGUACGACACCGCCAGCCUCGUUCGGGGUGAAAGGGAUAAAAACCAAUAUGUCCUCGGACGGGUCGGGUCUCACAACGUGAUUAUCAAUCUCCCACCGACAGGAUUGAACGGACCGGUACAAGCAUUCGGGAUAGCCCGUGACAUGAAAAGCACUUUCCCAAGAAUUCGAUUCGUCCUUCUCGUGGGAAUCGCAGGCGGGGUGCCCUCGAGGAAAGAAGACAUUCGCCUCGGUGAUGUCGUUCUCGGGCAAAGGGUAGUCCCUUACCGCACCGGCAAAGAGACCCAGAAUGGCUUUGAACGGACUGGCAUGAUACGAGCCCCACCUCCAGAGCUUCUAACAGCGGUGAGGUUUUUGGAUGAUCGCAUUGACAUUGAUGGUCUGGAUCUGUCCGUGUCUAUCGAGAAUAUUCGUGCGAAAGCCGCCAGAGGCGGAGCUGCGUUCCUUCGUCCUAUGAGGGAUCGGCUUUAUGAACUCGGCUUCGCCCAUAAAGACUCGGGGUGUGAUUGCCUGGAGCCCGAGUCGCAACAUCCAGAAAAUGUGAUCUACCGCCGGGACCGUGAAGGCGACCUGGUCCGGCUGUUUCACGGUGGAAUGGGGUCAGACGCCGCUGUUAUGAAGAAUUCUCGGAACCGCGAUGCCAUCGCCAGAAGGGAGGACAUCCUGUGCUAUGAAAUGGAGUCCUGGGGGGUGAUGGAUCUCAUCCCUUGUCUUCCCAUCCGAGGGAUUUCAGACUACGCGGAUGAACACAAGAAUGAUGUCUGGCAUCUAUAUGCCUCUUUAGCAGCGGCAACCUGUGCGAGAGAGUUCCUGUUAGCUCUACCUCCUGGGGUUGUCAGUCAAUUCCCCCUGACGAUCCAGGGACAGGAGGUCGAGCGUUAUGUGAAAGGUGCGACCAGCAACCCAGACGCGUUUUUUGGCAGUGGGAUGGAGAAGCUGAGACAAACCCGUGAUAGUCUAAUGGAACGUCAUGAAAUCCUCAAAGGGCUCAUGAAGGACCUUCAGAAAUCGCGACCUGUUUCCGAAGAUGACGAGGAAGGUUUGCAGAAGCAGAUGCGGACACUCAAGGAUCUCCAGAAAAAUUUGAAGCAUCACCUCACAGAACUUGAUGAAAUCAUGGACCAACAUGACGAGCUACGUUUUAGUGCAGACCCGGCUGUACGAGACGAGUUUAUGAAAUUGAAGAGUCAGAUACAGACUGACAAAAAGGUAAUGGAAGACUUGGGCAACUUUGCUCAGAGUAGUCUCGGGGCUACAGGCCAAUUGGUAGAAAAGAUGGGGGACGCUUUUAGGAAUGAAAGUAUGAGCAUUGCGGGCAUUGUGAUGAAAGCCAUUGGUGAAUAUCUCGGAAAAGUUAUGAUCAUCUGCAUAUCGCACAACAUCACCCCAGCUGGCUUGUGGAACUGGGGGCAUCGGAAGUACCGAAAGUAUCGCGUCAUUCGUCCUGAACCUUCGAGCAAUUUAGAUGAGAUGGAUUUAAUUGAGAUGGAGUGCGGGGGUGAUGCUGGUGUAGCUGGAGUGUAUUGA